CAACCAAGAACCUAGCUGCAAUAAUAUAAAGGGUAGCUGUGGUGAACCAUUUUCUCUGCAGAUUGAUUAUUCCAUUAUAUUGUUGUUGGAGGGUGGGCAUGGCUAGUGAGUUCAAGCAUUUGGUUCUUGUGAAGUUCAAGGAUGGGGUUGUGGUGGAAGACAUUCUGAAAGGGAUGGAGAAGCUUGUUUCAGAGAUGGACAUUGUCAAGUCCUUUGUCUGGGGGGAAGACAAAGAGAGCCAUGAAAUGCUUAGGCAAGGCUUCACUCAUGCUUUCUUGAUGACAUUCAACAGCAAAGAAGACCACACUGCCUUUGUUAGCCAUCCGAACCACGUCGAGUUUUCGGCUUCUUUCUCAAAUGCAAUAGAGAAGGCUGUGCUUCUUGAUUUCCCAGCUGUUGCUGUCAAGCCUCCUGCAGCUUAAUUAAGCAAUAAUAUGAUCACUGGGAUGAUGAUGAUAUAACAUUUCUGUUUUAUCAGUCUCUCUAUGAAUGAGUUUUAUGAUGAUGAUGUGUUUCAUUAUUUCCUUUCCCUUUUUUGCAAUUUAGAAAUUAUGGAUGGCAUGUACUCUAUUGUGGUAAGAAGUGUGUGGAUAUAUGUAUUUCUUCACUCAAACAUCAUAAUAUAUGUCAGUGAAUGAUUGGAUUCAUUGCAGUCAUUGAUUGA
This is a messenger RNA of Ipomoea triloba (trilobed morning glory), 664 nucleotides long. Its product is annotated as stress-response A/B barrel domain-containing protein At5g22580. The transcript has 2 exons. The coding region runs from base 99 to 422 and encodes 107 amino acids. NCBI's taxonomy places the organism in Eukaryota, Viridiplantae, Streptophyta, Magnoliopsida, Solanales, Convolvulaceae. The record is from RefSeq and is a predicted model, not a curated record.